Messenger RNA from Coturnix japonica (Japanese quail), 3250 nucleotides. Lineage: Eukaryota; Metazoa; Chordata; Aves; Galliformes; Phasianidae. The record is from RefSeq and is a predicted model, not a curated record.
CCGGCCCCGCGCGGCCGCAACCCGGGAGGCGCGCUCGGAGAUUGGCGGGCUGAGCCGGGCCCGGGGCCGCAGCUCUAGGCCACUCCAGCCACCCUGCGUGGCCCUGCCACUGCCAUGGAGAACGAGCAGGUCCCGGCUCCUCCUCCCUCCAGCAGCGCUGGCAGCACCGGCACGACGCCCAGCAGCACCGGCACCACGCGCCCACCUGCACCGCAGAUCUCUGUCUACAGCGGCAUUCCCGACCGCCAGACCGUCCAGGUGAUCCAGCAGGCCCUACACCGGCAGCCCAACACGGCGGCGCAGUACCUCCAGCAGAUGUACGCAGCCCAGCAGCAGCAUCUAAUGCUGCAGACUGCUGCUUUGCAGCAGCAGCACCUCACCAGCGCCCAGCUCCAGAGCCUGGCGGCCGUGCAGCAGGCCAGCCUGGCAGCCAACAGGCAGAGCGGCUCCUCUGGCAGCAAUGGCACGCAGCAGGCGCCUGUGCAGCAGCCCACGAUCAACCUGGCCACGUCGCCAGCAGCCGCCCAGCUCCUGAACCGGGCACAGAGCGUCAACCCCGGGGCAUCGGGCAUCGCGCAGCAAGCUGUCCUGCUGGGCAAUGCCGCCUCGCCCGCCCUCACCGCCAGCCAGGCACAGAUGUACCUGCGGGCACAGAUGCUCAUCUUCACGCCCACGGGCCCCGUCAGCGCUGUCCGGCCCGAGAGCCCUGCACCUGUCCCACCGCCAGCCCCACCGCCCGCCCCACCACCCCCCCCCCCCCAGGUGCACAGCCUGGCGCUGCGCCCCGCUGGUCCCCACCUCCCUGCCCUGGCCAUGAAGCCCCCUGGCAGCACUCCACGGGCCGGCCCUCCCCGGGCCCCCCCACCCGAGAACCCCGGUGACCACCUCAAAAAGGCUGAGGGUCCCGAUGCCCGCACCCACCCCCUGGCCCGCACUGCCACUGCCCCUGCUGCCGCCCACCCACUCGUCACCCCAGCCUACACCCCGCUGCAGCAGCCCCAGUUCCUGCAGCAGCCACCGAAGCCAAUGCAACAGCAGCAGCAGUUCGUCAUCCAGCAGCAGCAGCAGCAGCAGCAGCAGCUGGCGCCCCGUGGGCAGCCUCCUCCGGGCCCAGCUGCCCCCCAGCUCCAGCCGCUGCCCCCUGCCAGCCCUGGCCCUGCCCCACAGCCCAAAGCAGGAGCCCCCCACGGUGUGGGGACGGAGGGCACGGCCCCCAACGGGCACCCCAGCUGCUAUGGAGCACCCCGCAAGUUCCAGCACGCCUCCGCCGUCAUCCUGCAGCUGCAGCCCACGGGCAGCACGGUGAGGGACCCCCAUAGAGAGCAGGGGGUGCUGGGGGUCGGGGGGCACCUGUGGGCACUUGGGUGCAUGCACGAUGUGCUGUGUGCAUGUCAGCUCUGUGCAUGUGUGCAGCUCUUGUGCUGGGUCCAUGUGUGUGUGCAUGCACGGCCGGUGCACACCCCGCCGUUGGGUGCCGCCGAUGCCGCCCGCCGUGACGCUCCUCCCGCGGCCCGGAGCCCUCCUGCCGCCGCUCCGCCCGCCGCCGUUGCCGCCCCCCCGCCCCCCCCCGGGCCCGAAGCGCCGCCGGGAGAGCGCGCCGGCGCGCACGGCCCGGCCCGGCCCCGCUCCGCCUUUGUCCCCGCGCCGCCGCCGCCGCCGCCGCCUUUGUCCCGCCAUGGGGCUGCCGCGCCGCUGAGCGCCGCCGAGCCGGGCGCGGAGCGCGUGGAUGCGCCGCCCGCCGCCCCCGCCCCCGGCAUGACCUCGGGCAGCGGCAGCGCUGCCUCCACCGUCGCCGGCGCCGCCCCGCACAAUGGUGAGAACAAACCGCCACAGGCCGUGGUGAAGCCGCAGAUCCUCACGCACGUGAUCGAGGGCUUCGUCAUCCAGGAGGGCGCCGAGCCCUUCCCGGUGGGGCGCUCCUCGCUGCUGGUGGGGGGCCUGAAGCCGCAGUAUGCGCAGGAGCUGCUGGCGGAGCGUGCCCCGCAGCACGACAACACCACCACCACGGACUCCGAGAUGGAGGAGCCCUACCUGCAAGAGUCCAAAGAGGAGGGAGCCCCCCCGAAGCUGAAGUGUGAGCUGUGCGGCCGCGUCGACUUCGCCUACAAAUUCAAGCGCUCCAAGCGGUUUUGCUCCAUGGCCUGUGCCAAGAGGUACAACGUUGGCUGCACCAAACGCGUGGGGCUGUUCCACCCCGACCGCAGCAAACUGCAGAAGCCCGGAGUGCCCCCCCACGGCCGCCGCCGCGCCUGCAAAGUGCCCACGCUCAGCAAGGACACAAAGAAGCAGACGCCGGUGUCCCUCCCGCCGGGCUCGGGGCCGCUCUCGGUGACGGCAUCGCUGCAGCUCAACCACAGCCAGGAGGACUCGAGCCGCUGCUCGGACAACUCCAGCUACGAGGAGCCGCUGUCACCCAUCUCGGCCAGCUCGUCCGCCUCCCGCCGGCGUCAGGCUGAGCGCGACCUGGAGCUGCACGACAUGGAGCUGCCCGACAUGCACGUGAGGGAGCUGGCGGGCAUCGGGCACCGCUUCCUGCCCAGCGAGCCCAGCAAGUGGAACGUGGAGGACGUCUACGAGUUCAUCCGCUCGCUGCCGGGCUGCCAGGAGAUCGCAGAGGAGUUCCGUGCACAAGAGAUUGAUGGGCAGGCGCUGCUGCUGCUGAAGGAGGACCACCUGAUGAGCACCAUGAACAUCAAACUGGGGCCAGCCCUCAAGAUCUACGCCCGUAUCAGCAUGCUCAAGGACUCCUAGAGCUGCGCUGCCGGCUCGCACGGAUGCUCCCACCGGGUGGGGAGGGGGGGGACAGACCCGCGCCCCCCCCUCAGCUCUGCCUGUCCUGGUUGGGGGUGGGGGGGGACCCAUCACUGAGCACAAACCCCCCCCUCGGCUGCGGGGUGUGUACAUAGAGCCCGUAGCGAUAGUGGCCCCACUCUGGCAGGGAACUCCCCCCAGCACGACGGGGCGCAGCAGGAUGGUUGCCUUAAUGCGUGGCCCCGCCGGGACCCGGCUGCCCGCCCCGGUGUGGGGGUGGACAUGAGGGGGUGCCUGCAGAGAUGGCACUGCCCCCAGCGGGCACCUCAGUAAAGGACAGAGGUUGGUGGGGGCUCAGUACCCCCAGCAGGUAAGGACCCCCCCUCCCCCUCAGCCCACACCGCCGUGUCCGGCUGCCACAGUCUUUCUAAGAAAAGGAGGAAAAAAAGGAAAAAAAAAACCCAAACCACAGACCCCACAACCCCUUUUUUUUCCCCCC